Molecule: messenger RNA, 1583 nt
Organism: Hemiscyllium ocellatum (epaulette shark)
Lineage: Eukaryota; Metazoa; Chordata; Chondrichthyes; Orectolobiformes; Hemiscylliidae
Product: histone H2A-like
Exons: 5
Coding region: 712-1101 (129 amino acids)
Cellular component (GO): nucleosome
Molecular function (GO): structural constituent of chromatin; DNA binding; protein heterodimerization activity
Source: RefSeq, a predicted model, not a curated record
UACUCAGUGAGUACAAGAGGUUUGUUUGAAACAGACCGCAAUGGAGAGAUCAGCGCCCAGGGAAGGGAGGGAACAGCAGGCUCCUUCCAGCAGCACAUCGGGAUGGGAGCCUGGGACACAGAGGGGGCUCCGAGACCGGGAUUGAUUCGGGGCAAAUGUUUGAUGGACCAAGAUGAUGUAAUAUUUUCUCAGUACAAAGCCAAGUAUGACCAUUUGCUUCUACCAACCAGCAGGAGAUAUCUCAUCUGUCUUCCUCCAGACAAAUACUUGAAGGACCAAGAUACAUUCCCUCGGGGCAAAGCCAAGUGUGACCAGUUCCGUCUAACAAACAGCAAAUGAGGGUGAUGAUGCCUUUCCUCAUGGAUUCACUCAUGGUACCUGCCCAAAGCAUACUGACGUACACCUCCAGCAGGUCCCAGCCAAUCAAAUCCCAAAGAGCGGAAUAGAUCUCGACCGGUUUCAGGGAAAACAUAUUCCUUUAUUUGGAAUUUGGCGGGCUUUUCAAAUUGGAAAGAAAGCGGUAGAUGAAUUGGCGCCUGUCGUUGCCGCCCUCCUCCCCGGAUUGGGGAAUGAAGCAGAUUUGAUUCAGGAUUGAAACAAUAUUAGGAGAGGCUGACCAAUCAGAUAUGACCACCCCACCAUUCCUCCCGAAGGUAUAAGAGACCGCACUUUGGGCGGAGUUUAGUAUUCUCUGUGAAGGUGAUUGCGAUCAUGUCUGGAAGAGGAAAGGGCGGUGGGAAAGGUCGCGCCAAGGCGAAGUCUCGGUCGUCCCGGGCUGGCCUGCAGUUCCCGGUGGGCCGUGUUCACAGGCUCCUGAGAAAGGGUAACUAUGCUGAGCGUGUGGGUGCCGGAGCGCCGGUGUAUCUGGCUGCGGUGCUGGAGUAUCUGACGGCUGAAAUCCUGGAGCUGGCCGGCAACGCGGCCCGGGACAACAAGAAGACCCGCAUCAUCCCCAGGCACCUGCAGCUGGCCGUGCGCAACGACGAGGAGCUCAACAAGCUGCUGGGAGGGGUGACCAUCGCUCAGGGCGGGGUGCUGCCUAAUAUCCAGGCCGUGCUGCUGCCCAAGAAAUCCGCCGCUGCUGGAUCUGCUAAAAAAUGAAGAGACUAUUCCUGAAUCUGGCAACCCUUUUAAGAGCUCUUUUAAGAGCCACUCACGGCAUCUGUGAAGGGAGCUGAAAUCUCCGUUGGGUUGAAUUACUUUCUUUUUAAUGUGUAGAGCCCUGGCCGUUGUACCUGACAGCGCUAAACUUUUAUUUCCUUUUUAUUCGAUACUGUUGCUGUCUGUGGGAGCAGAGGAAGAUUAUAUCAUAGAGUACGAGUGUAAAGAGUGUCUGGAACUACAUUAUUUCUCAUUGCACGGUCCCUGCCUGAGUGAUCUUAUGUUUGAUCAAUGUUCUAUGAGCUGAAAAUGUGUUGCUGGGAAAGCGCAGCAGGUCAGGGAGCAUUCAAGGAGCAGGAGAAUCGACGUUUCGGACAUGAGCCCUUGUUCUAUGAGUUUAGAAUAGUGUCACGGAUGUUGCCGAUCGGGUUUGGCUUCACAUUUCCUUUAACUUCAUCAAUAAACUGAAUUCUCCCACUGUC